Pseudoliparis swirei is the source of this 4706-nucleotide messenger RNA. RefSeq names its product MAP7 domain containing 2a (gene map7d2a). Gene Ontology annotation, biological process: microtubule cytoskeleton organization. The transcript has 17 exons. NCBI's taxonomy places the organism in Eukaryota, Metazoa, Chordata, Actinopteri, Perciformes, Liparidae. Gene Ontology annotation, cellular component: microtubule cytoskeleton. Bases 351 to 2870 code for a protein of 839 amino acids. The record is from RefSeq and is a predicted model, not a curated record.
UCUCCCCCCUCCAUCCACCGGUGAAGUAGAGCCUGUGUGUCAGGGCGGGCUCACAAUGCGACGCGCGGUGCAGUCGGUCGAUCGUGUGCGCAUCAUCAUCCUCAUCAUCACCUCCGGCUCCAGCAUCCGUCUCCUCCAUUCAACGCACACAAGACGCUCGUGCGCUGGCCGUCAUCUCCAGCCUUCACAAUGACCUUCAGACCUUUCUAGCUGAAUGCACGUGUGAUUGUUUUCUGCCGCGGAGGGAAACGUGUGUCUACCUCCGCCGCUGCGUCGGCUUCACUGCGGACUGUUUUUGGUUGAGCGCGCGCCCGGUUCAUUCGCGUGCAUUGUUCCCGUCACAGCUCGCUAUGGCGAAAACCGCCACAUCGUGCAGCGAAAUAACAGGUGAAAAGAUGUCACCGCCGUCCAUCACUCUACUUCUUGACAAGAAAUCUCCAACAAACGGCCACGGCUCUCCAGCCCGAACUGGGAGAACCACUCCAUCUAACACAGAGAAGAAGCCACAAAUAAAUGGACAUGUGUCGCCUUCACACAUCAACAACAACCAUGCAGGUAAACAAAUUGUGGAGGGUUAUAUGAAGACAGACGACCGGAUGCGAUUAGCCAAAGAGAGGCGUGAGGAGAGGGAGAGGAGCCUGGUGGCCCGGGAGCAGCUGAUCAGGGAGAAGGAGCGCCGAGCUCGGCUGCAGUACGAGCGCACGGUGGAGGAGCGCUGGAGGCGGCUGGACGAGCAGAGGCAGAAAGAGGAGCUCCGCAGGGCAGCGGUGGAGGGGAAGAGGAGGCAGCAGCUCGAGGAGGACAGGGAGCGACUGGAGGCCCUGAUGAAGCGCUCCCUGGAGCGCAGCCUCCAGCUGGAGCAGAGGACCAAGCGAUGGAGCCGAGGCUGCCCUGCAGGAGCAGGUGACAGUGACAAUGCCCCACUCCCUUUCUCUGCCGCCUCCGCCUUUCCCCAUGGCAUUGCCUCCCCCCUUCCUGCUGUCAGCGAAUCUGCGCCCUGCAGCCCUCACAGGUCACCUUUCCGCGGCUCCCUGAACCCUGCGGAUCACAACAGAGCUGGACUUCAGGGCGGCUCUCAGUCCACUCCCAAUACCCCCAAGAAGCAGCGGCUGCGCAGAGAGAGAAGAACUGCAUCUCCAGGCUGUGGAUCCCCUUUGAGAAGAUCCGAAUCCCCUGCCAGUGUCCCCAGGCACUUGGCUUCCCCUGCAACCUCAAAGCUGGCAUCCAAAAUGCGUUCCCACUCCCCGAGCGACGCUCGUCAGUACCAUCACUCUCCCACGAGACAACGAUCAAACCCGUCGCCGGACGCCAAGACGCCGGAGAGGCACGGUGAACCAUCCAAAGCGGUGAGAAAGAACACCGACAUCAACGCCACAAAUCCAUCUUCGCGGGAGGCAAAAGGUGCGGCCGACGCCGACGUCGCUAAAUCCAGACCACCUCAGGGAGAAACCUUGGAGAAGCAUCUCAGAAGAGACACCCCGUCCCCCGACAGGAAGGAGCACACGCCUCCCAACGUGGACUUCCAAGAGAAGAAGAUGCCGAGCAACGCUCAGGAUGGAGACAAGAAGAAAGAAUCGGCACCGUGUGCGUCCGCGGGGAAAGCGGCGGCGGCCGGCAUCACCAACGCGGAGGAGGCCACCAGGGUGCUGGCGGAGCGCAGGCGUCAGGCUCGAGCUCAGAAAGUACUGGAGGAGAAAAGGCGCGAGCGAGAGGAAGAGGACCGAUACCGGGAGGAGCAGCUGAAGAAGCAACUGGCGCAGGAGCGGCGACAGCAGGAGGCGAAGGCUCAACAGCUGAAGGAGGAGGGGAAGAAGCAGGAAGAUCUGAACAGGAUGAAACAAGAGGAGGACACACGGAGGAAGGAGGAGCAGGAGAAGCUGCUGCAGAGACAGAUGGACAAAGAGAAAGAAAAAGCCCAAGUCCAAGCUCAGGAGGACGCAGACCGUCUGCGGCAAGACCGAGAACUGCAGGCGCAGCAAGAAGAGGAGGAGAGGCAACGAAGAAAAAAGAGAAUUGAGGAGAUCAUGAAGAGAACUAGGAAGGGUGAAGCCGACUUGAAGAAGGAGGAGCAGGUGGAGACGAAGCCAGCAGGUGAAGUAAAGACUGUUCAGACUAAUGCUCAGGUGAAUGAGCAAGUGUUGAAAAAGGUUGAGUUUCAGGUCAAAGGUCAGGUCAACGUGAAGGAAAAGGCCCCGGUGGAGAGAGAAGAAGCAGCGCGGAUGGACAAUCAGAAGAGUUUGCACGUUAAAAACAACGGACAACUUAACGAAGAGCAGCAGGAAGUGGAUGUCAGCCGGCCGCACAGAGCUCACGUCAACGCCGCGGAACAAACCCGUAAAAAGCCGACGGCAGAAGUCGAGGGCGGCGUGAUGAACGGAGCGGUGGAGGGUGAAGGGAGCGCCUCGAAGAGAAGCCAUCCGAUAACCGCCGAGGUAAGCAGACAGCGGGGCCCGCGUGCGUCGUCGGCUGCUCCGGGGGAGUCCAGGUCGGGGGUCCUCAGACCGUCUGUGGCGCCCCUGUCCCUGGGUCACCUGUCGCCGCCAAGCAUCACGCUGAAGCCGCUCGAUGUGAAGGGUACGGCGUCCUGUGAUGAGCCCAUGGAGGUCAGCCCGGCUGCAAGGGAGGAACUGAUUUCGAUCCCGGAGUUCUCGCCACUCAUCGAGAUGCAGCACGGCGGCGUGAGCGACACCCGCGCUCUCCAAGACCUGAUGGACCUGACCGGCGGCGGUGUCUCCUACGCCAAAAGGGCCUCUGAAGGCAACGCCGGCGACUGCAACAAGAACCUCAUCGAGGGCGUCGUUAGUCCCAUGGUGGACUCGAAGCUCAUCGGGAUGUCGUCUCCGUCCUCAAAUAAAAUGAUCAUCCAGUAGUCCGCUAAUAAUCUCUCUCUCUCUCUCUCUCUCUCUCUCUCUCUCUCCCUCCCUCUCUCUCUUCCUCUUCUCACCGUCACACAAUUACGCUCACGGACGUCACAUUUUGAGCGAGUGCCCCGUGUCACUAUACAUUUACGGGAAUAUGGAGCCAUAGAGAUUGACUUAAAAAUAAACUGUAAACAAUGACUUGCAAUCUUAGGAAAACAAAUAUUCUAUAUUCUAAUCGCACAGCAGCCGACAAGUUGAAAGAAUGUGUCAGAGAUGUUGCACAUUUGUUGAUUUGUUAAUGCACAUUUGGGUCAGGGAGAGAAUGUGUGUAUGGACUCGUGAUAUAAUGACAACAAAAGACAGGGUUUUAAAUAGUGUCCACAUUUAGAAAAACACAAUAUAGCUGAUGUUUAUUUAGAAUCUCUCAUGUUCUCUGCACAGAUUCCUCACUGGGUCUCAGAUCAGUGCAGGAGAAACAUAGCUCAGAGCAUCGAUGACAGCGUUUGUACCUCGGCCUUAGCCUUUAAAUUUAAUUCAGUGUUACUGGGAAAGGCAUGACUACUUCAUUUUCCGGUAAGCCUUGUUUUAAAUACUUAAACUCGGUUUUUUUCUUCAUGUUUAUGUUGUUUGUGCAAUUUGCUGAUGAUUUAUUUGGCUGGAAUUUAAAGGAUUUAUCUGGCAAACUAGACUCUAACUAGAAUCCUUUCCUCUUCCUCACACAGCGAGGUCUGAUUGUGGUAUUUAUGAGAGGAUUUACCCUUUAAAAAAAUCUUCAACAGGGACUUAUCGAACUGCACGUGAGCGAGGAGCACGAUUCCAAAGCUGUCAACUUAAAUAUUCAAGCAUUGAGGAAAAUCUGGCAUCUACACAAAUGAUGGCACAUACCUAUACUCCAAGUUUGCUGCAGACUAAAGAAUGAACACUCGGGCUCUAUUGUGAAUUUACAGUAAUUGCAUUCAUAUAAUCUUAACUUCAGUGAUUUCAUGAAUUUCCAGUGAUGAAAAUAGAGCAGUUUCAUGUCAUUUAAAGUGUUUUUUCUGUAGCAUUGCUGUGUAAAGGGUUUCCAAGGCACAGGGUAUACGGAUGCAUUAAUCUAUUACAUAUACAGUAGAGUAUAGAUUGCAAUCAGAAGAUAUCUGACUGUUGAUGUGUAAGACUGUGGCAGGAAUGUUUGUCUAACAAUCAACUUGUAAGUGGUCCCUGUAGCUAUAAGAAUGCUCUUUUUAAUCCAGCGGGUAGCUUUAACUUCUUGAGAGAUUCAUAAAACGAGAAUCAUUUUUCAUUUGCUGCGUGUGUAAAUGUGAUUACAGGAGAGAUGCCUUAUAUGAGCGACCGAUUAGUUACUGUUUUUUGGUGCAAACCAUUUUACAGUCUGUAUUUUUUUCUGUUUAAGAUACAGGGAUUGUUGUGUGACCUUUGAUACGUGAACCCUGAGUUUGAAACGCUUCUCCUGUACCAUGCUGCAAAAAAAUUAUUAUACGAAAAGAGUAUGUACACAUUAUUAUGUCAUUAUAAAGUGGCAUUUAGAUUUGUGUUCCUUAAACAAUACAUCAUUUAAAAAACAGAGGCUUUUUAAUAUUCUUAAAUGAAGUAUAGCGUUAUGUGUAUGUUGCAUACUAAAAAUUUGUAUUUGCAUAUUCAAACCCUGCUGUUUCACAUUGACUUAAGUUAUGCUUUUUCUUCUUCUUUUAAAUGGGACUGAUUUGAAAGAAUAUAAAGAAAUGAUGUACUCAAGUAUUAAAUAGUCUUUCACGGGGAGCUUAACUUUAAAUUGUGUAAUUACUGUACUUUGUGCAUGGUUAGCAUGGUCAUAACAAUGUUAUCCGAAACAAUAAAAUGUAAAAU